Molecule: messenger RNA, 999 nt
Organism: Phanerochaete carnosa HHB-10118-sp
Lineage: Eukaryota; Fungi; Basidiomycota; Agaricomycetes; Polyporales; Phanerochaetaceae
Exons: 4
Coding region: 168-782 (204 amino acids)
Source: RefSeq, a predicted model, not a curated record
CGACCCGCGUCACCUACCGACACCAUUUCUGGCACAUCACACACCGGCUCAGUGUACACCUCGACCCCGAGCAGCUCUGCAGGACAACUGCCUCGCUAUGGAACGGACGACGUGGUACUAACGUGGCGUUCUAGUGAGCCGGAGCCUACUAUUCCGCAAAAGUGAGCAUGUCGCACUUUGGCUCGAAAAGCCUAAAACAGCAUUGUGGCAGCGUGACGUACAGCUUCUCUCAGCUAACCUACCGGUCGAUGCUGCUCCUUCCUCCCUCGACUUCUUCGGACGGCCGGCCGCUGUAUCACAUCUCAGUCGAAGUCAACUGUUUCCGCCCGGGGUCACACAUCACGGUCAUACGGCGCGGCGGGUCAGAGAGCGGGGCGUACGUCGGCGAGUACGAGAUUGGCUUGCCGGCACGGCUAAACAGAGUGACCAUUGGUCCGGUCGCCAAGAUGCUGAUGCGGCCUGUGCUCUCUUGGCAUCACAACGCGGUCCGCUUUGAGUCACCUCGCCUCCGCUGGAACUUCGACGGCAUCGAUCUGCGGUGGGAUCCAGAGAUCUCGGCACAGACUCCUAAAGGGCGAACCUUCAAGUGCACGUGUCCUAACCCGGCGAACAACAAAGCGCUACUCCGCCUCGCGACCUUCCACCCUCCGGACCCGUUGCGCGCCAUAAGUGGUGCGCGUCCGAUGGCGAUGCUGACGGUCGAGAAGGAAGGUCAGCUCCUUAUGGAUCACAUCCUCAUCACGGCAUUGCUAUUGCAGCAGGACAGCUAUCUUGUUUCCUAAUCAGAGAUCUUGGCUGCAUCGAACUCGUUGUACUGCGUUGGUUCUGGAGCAUAGCUACGUUCCUACGAGUGUAAUACAAGUAAGGCGCGUAAUGGACAAGGCACUUGCAAAUUAGGAGGCAUAGAAAGUGACGGUGUCACUUUCUAUCAACCUAGGUUUGUUCAUCCUGAUUAUAUAGAUAUUGCUAGCAGCUAUCUAACCGCCGAAACGGUUCUGG